Molecule: messenger RNA, 1119 nt
Organism: Colletotrichum lupini
Lineage: Eukaryota; Fungi; Ascomycota; Sordariomycetes; Glomerellales; Glomerellaceae
Product: C6 zinc finger protein
Exons: 4
Coding region: 1-1119 (372 amino acids)
Biological process (GO): DNA-templated transcription
Molecular function (GO): zinc ion binding; DNA binding
Source: RefSeq, a predicted model, not a curated record
AUGCGGAGCUGCAAGCAAGGCUUGCUCGUUUCUUCCAGCAUUCCCCAGUAUGAGAACCACGAGGUCAACUGGAAACCCGCUGGCAAGCUUGUGACGGAAGGUGGUACUGUGCGUUUCAUGGACAACUUCCUAUGGGCCACCGUUUAUGAAGAGCUACGUGGGAUGCGAAAACUUGUGGAACGCGAAGAGGAUAUCGCUGAGGCGGAACCGUCCGACUGGGACCCCGGAGCUUCAAUGCCCGAUUACAGCGAAUAUCUUCUUGUCGGCGGCAACUUGCCGUCUGAGAAACCUCAUGAUCUUUACCCCAACGCCGGUCAGAUUUUCGGCUUAUGGCAAAUAUUUCUCGAGAGAGUGAAUUCUCUUACGAAAAUCAUACACCCUCCCACCUUGCAGCAGUCCGUGGCAGAAGCUGCCGCUGGUCCAGGGACCUUGCCACACAACAUUGACGCUCUUCUCUUCGCCGUAUACAGCAUGUCCAUCGUCUCCAUGACUGAUGAUGAGUGCCUCGCAAUGCUAGGCUCCACAUGCAAAGCUGCCUUUUGGCGGUUUUCAUCCGGAAUGUCAAUACAGGGCAGGUGCAACAUUCAUGGAGCUUGGGUUUUGAACGGUAUCUGUGUACGAAUCGCCCAGAAAAUGGGCCUCCACAGAGAUGGGGAGCUUCUCGGCCUUCCACCUUUUGAAACUGAGAUGAGGCGGCGGAUUUGGUGGCAGAUUUUCAUGUUGGACUCCAAAUUCUCCAUGAUAUCAGGGCUGAGCCAAUCACUGCUUCCUCGACCUAGCGACUGUAAACUUCCCAAAAACCUGAAUGACGCGGACUUACAUGCGGGUGCAACGGAGCGAUAUCAGGAUCGCGAAGGCCCGACAGACAUGGUAAUUCCACUCUUGGUGUAUCAAGUUGGCUUUUGCAUUCAGCAGCAACAAGACAUCGAAUCGUUAAUGCUCUACAACGAAUUGAGCACCCUGAGCUCAGGAAGAAGAAGCAAAGUUCAGUCGGCACAAAUGAGCGCCUUUAUCAAGAAUCUCGAGAGUCGGCUCAAUGCUGUGAUCGAUAAGAACUCCGAUCCUACGGCUGGUCCUGUCCACGAGUUGGCCAGCCUUCUGAAGUCUCCAAUACUUUAA